Molecule: messenger RNA, 1928 nt
Organism: Labrus mixtus (cuckoo wrasse)
Lineage: Eukaryota; Metazoa; Chordata; Actinopteri; Labriformes; Labridae
Gene: hoxa13b
Product: homeobox A13b
Exons: 2
Coding region: 241-1113 (290 amino acids)
Biological process (GO): regulation of transcription by RNA polymerase II
Molecular function (GO): DNA-binding transcription factor activity, RNA polymerase II-specific; RNA polymerase II cis-regulatory region sequence-specific DNA binding
Source: RefSeq, a predicted model, not a curated record
GACUCAUUUGCAUCAAAUGUAAAUCUACUGAUGUUCAGUACAUCUUCACAAAUAUGCGGUUUGAUCUGAUGUCUAGACGUUUAUCGGCUCCUUUGCAUAUCACGUGCUUGGCCCUGGCCAAUAACCUCGCGAUCUUUCUGUACUCAGGCGUGCUGGUAUCGUUACUCUCCCGGAGUCCCUGUCUCUGCUCAGUUGAGUGGAUUUGGAAAAAGAGCUGGUCCUCUCGAUGUAGGGCAUGCUAUGACCGCUUCAUUACUCCUCCACUCGCACUGGAUCGACCCGGUGAUGUUUCUCUACGACAGUGGCCUGGAUGAAAGAAGCAAGAACAUGGAGGGAUUUACUGGAGGCAAUUUUGCAGCAAAUCAGUGCAGGAAUUUGUUAGCGCAUCCAACUUCGCUGGCUCCCAGCACCACUUACACUGCGAGUGAGGUGCCAGUGUCUGGCAUGGGGGAGCCUGGCAAACAAUGCAGUCCCUGUUCUGCCACUCAGAGCUCUCCAAAUGCGUCUUUGCCUUAUGGAUACUUUGGCAGCAGUUAUUACCCGUGCAGGAUGUCACACGGCAGCGUCAAGGCGUGCGCUCAGCCCUCUGGAUAUGGCGAUAAAUACAUGGACUCAUCCGUCUCUGGUGAGGAGUUCUCAACCAGGGCAAAGGAAUUUGCAUUUUAUCAGGGUUAUUCCUCGAGUCCUUACCAGCCCAGUUACCUGGACGUGCCUGUGGUACCUGCACUGAGUGCUCCAUCUGAGCCCAGACACGAGUCACUGCUGCCCAUGGAGCCCUACCAGCCCUGGGCCAUCACUAAUGGCUGGAGUGGUCAAGUUUACUGCGCCAAGGAGCAGCCACAGUCAAACCCUCUAUGGAAAUCCUCUUUGCAAGACACCAUAUCUGGAGGUGACAGCUCUAUCCGCCGGGGGAGAAAGAAGCGCGUGCCAUACACAAAGGUUCAGUUAAAGGAGUUGGAGAGAGAAUACAACGCCAACAAAUUCAUCACCAAGGAUAAAAGGAGAAGGAUAUCCGCACAGACAAAUCUGACUGAGAGACAAGUGACAAUCUGGUUUCAAAACCGCCGCGUAAAGGAGAAAAAAGUGGUCAAUAAAUUCAAGAGCUCCAGUUAGCUGUGGAAAAAAAAAAAUGAAACGGGAGAGGAAGUGCGGACACGGAUGUGCCUUCAUCCAAAAAACUGUGCGAUAAUUUAUUACAUGAUAUGAACGGCCUUUUGGUCGCCAGAAUGGCUCUGUUUUUGACUUGCACAUUUCCUUCCUCGCGUUUAAUUGGAACCAGUCGGUGCAGCCUGUUGACAGGAGGUCGGAAAUGGUUUGCAACAUUUUGACCAAGGCGAGUCUGAGAGGGCUCCUUUAAAUACUCAUCAGAAAAUAAGACAUUCUGUUAGAAGCCAUGGGACACCCUGAGUGAUCCUGCGCUUUUGUAUCACUUAAUUCAAUCCGGAAUUUAAAAUUGAUGUCCUUAAAAUAAGCACCUAUAGAACCAAUUUACAGCAAAUACAUUUGAAAAGUCAUUUUCAACCCGUGAUCCUCAAAGAAAGGCUAAAGUGUAACAAAAAGUGUUGAUAUGAUAGAAUACAUUUUUUUUGCAAUUACUCACAAGGGGUUAAAGACAGGGGGGGAAAGGUGAUGAAGCUUAUGCGUAAAUUCUCCGCUUGGAACUCUCACUGACAGGAUGUACACUACGGCCUUGUUUUGAUUAAUUCAAUCUCUGUUCAUUAAUCUACCAGUAUUUGUGAAACGUAAUCAAACGUGAACACUGAGCAUUUCAAUACUUACUUCUGUUUUGAUUGCUUUUUGAGCCUAGAAUAACUCUGACUGACCUGUCAGUCACCAGCGAUUUUGCAAGGAAGUGCUGGAAACUUUGACAUAUAUUUAAACAUGUAAAUACCCCCUGACUGCCACUAUCUAUUCUAUUUUUUUUUGAC